Messenger RNA from Lineus longissimus, 1147 nucleotides. RefSeq names its product transmembrane protein 11-B, mitochondrial-like. Gene Ontology annotation, biological process: inner mitochondrial membrane organization. Gene Ontology annotation, cellular component: mitochondrial inner membrane. The record is from RefSeq and is a predicted model, not a curated record. NCBI's taxonomy places the organism in Eukaryota, Metazoa, Nemertea, Pilidiophora, Heteronemertea, Lineidae. The coding region runs from base 8 to 532 and encodes 174 amino acids. The transcript has 2 exons.
CGCAGUCAUGGCGGUUUCUGACGGCAGUGAUGCUGGCAAUGAUUAUGUUGUGAUCCGAGAGAUCUAUGAACAUGAUGCCGCACAAGAGGAAUUCGAAAAUGAGUUGGAGCAAGCUUUGGAGAGUAAAGUCAAGACCAUUGUCAUUGAACCAACCAAGCUUGGUGAUGAAACCGCCCGAUGGAUAAGCGUUGGAAACUGUCUUCAUAAAACUGCUGUUUUGACUGGGUUUGGAUCAUUGGCCAUUGGACUGAUGUAUCCACAACAUGGAUACUUGUACAUGCCGUUAGGAUUUACAAGCGUAAUAUGCUCGGGAGUCUAUGCAGUCUCAUGGCAGUUCGACCCAUGCUGUAAAUAUCAAAUUGAAUACGAUUCUAGAAAGUUGCAGAGACUACCACUGCAUAAUUUGAGUUCAAGUUCGCCUGUGGUUUUGAUACGAAAAGACGAUACUAGGAGAAAAGUUUUGCAGAAUUCAUUAUCUCUGGCAGCUGGAAUAUAUUGUGGAUGGCAAUUUUACAAAUGGUAUUCAACUUAACCUGAAUGUACUAUAGCAGAAAAUACUGCUUUGUAAUGGCUCAAGUGAAUGGUUUAUUUUCAAGAACAAUAUUGACUUUCUGCCUGGAAAACUGUGCUUAAAAAGUAGACUGUGUGUGAUGCUUCUGACACAUCAAAGGUGUAUUCUCCUGGGCUUUGUGUAUCAGUACCAGUACCACAAAUGGUGUAAUGGUGAUAGAUUCUGCAUGCACCCAUGUGUUAAAUAGACUGUUCACAUAUACAUGUAGAGACCAAGACAUUUUGAGAACAUAGAUCUUUUAGUGUCGAGAUCUGUCUGGACUGUACAAUGCAAUCAGUUUCAUCAUGAUUAUUCAUGGUUUCAUGAUUUGUAUCAUACAUGCAUGUUGUUGCUCAUCAUGUUGCUUAUGUAUGGAGAAAGUUACAUUUUGCCUUCUUCAAUUACCGGUAUGUGGAUAAGUUCAGACCGCAAAAUUGAAACAGCAGCAAAGUUGUUCUGCGACAUUUUGACAAUGGAUGAUGUAUCCAGUGCCCUUGUGUUCAUUGUGAUCAGUAUUUCAAAACCGUUAAGCUGUGAAUCUCUUAUUCCGAUACAGACAAGGUUGGGGAAAUGCGGGCAUGAAUGAAUACAUGGUGA